This is a messenger RNA of Chironomus riparius, 7568 nucleotides long. The record is from the annotation of a GenBank genome assembly. NCBI's taxonomy places the organism in Eukaryota, Metazoa, Arthropoda, Insecta, Diptera, Chironomidae.
AAUUAAUAAUAUAACUUCAAAAUGAACUCGUUUAACAAUUUAAGUUGUAAAAUAUUCUUGCCACUGCUCAUUUGUGCAUGUAUCAAUUUAAGACCUGUGGUUGGAUUAUCGUUAAUUUAUUUAACAUUUUUCUUCGUAUCACCUUAUGUUUCACUUAAAGAAAGUCAAGCAGUCAUUAAAAUUGUGUAUUUAAGUAGCUUAAUUGCUUGUUCAACACUCGCUUUUGUCACUCAACUGAUCUUUCAAAUAAAGAGUGUGUGUGAUUAUCUAGAUCUUCCUAAAAUCAUAAGCCUCAAUGUUCUUGGAGUCAUUGACUUUAAUAAAUCAAGCACAUGGGACAUUUAUUUAACGGUUGUACCUGAUCUCGUUAUUUCUUUGGGUUCAUCUAUAGUUCUUGGAAUCAGCAUACAAAUAGCAAAGGAAAGAAAUCUAAAAAAUGAGAAUUUGGAUAAUGUGAAAGUGCAAGAGAGAGCCACAGAUGUUACAUCCACGAAUUAUGGUUUAAUAAAUCGAAUUUUGUCAUUGAUUAGUAUAAUGACAACGUGUUUGUCCGGAGCGGUUUGUGUCUCGGCUAUUAAUAUGAUUUAUUUUGUCACAUUCUUAAUAUCAAUCAUGCAUUUGGCUUCAAAUUGUGGACUAGGCAAGAAAUUCUCAAUAAUAUUAAGGAUGAUAUCGUGGAUGUUAAUGCUGCAAAUAGUUUCCAUAAUUCUAUAUCAAAUUGAUUACUUCCAAAGUGUCUUGCCAAGUCAAAGUAUUGUUGCUCGUCUUCUAGGACUUUAUGAAAUAUUUAAAGCCACUAAUCAUGGGAUAUAUUUCAAUAAACAACUGAACUGGGACUUUCUAUUACAUCCAAUGGUUCUAAUGGUAUCCUAUUUGAUCAUAGCAAAUAUAUCGAGAAUGAUAAUGAUAAUAAAGGUUGAAAAGCUACAGAUGAGAUACAGUGCUGAAAGGAAAUUAUCAUCAAUUGCAAAACUUCCAACACUUUUUCAAACCUUUAUAUUCCGUCAAGCUUACAUCAUUGCCAUAUUAAGCAUGGUAAUUUGGAGUAUAUCGUAUCAUUCCUGGCUUGGAUUUGUGUUCCUUAUUAUUUCAAACGUUACUUUUGUCUUAUCAAAUCAACGAUCCAAAUUAAUUAAGAUGUCCACAUUAAUUUCAAUGUAUGCAUGCUUAUUGAUUAUGCUUAAUUAUCUUUAUGGAUUGAAUGUUACUGGUGCUGAACUUCCUUACAAUAUUGAAGGUGCUAAUAUUCAGCAAAUUGGAAUAAUCAAGUAUAAGGAUUAUCCAGGAAUUCAUUUGAUCUUUAAAUCAAUUUUGGCGAUACCUUUUUGGAUUAUUAUGAGACAGAAAUAUGAUCCAAUAACUUCAAAUAUUUAUCUGACUACUGAUGUCAAGGAGAACAAGCUAACAACUUUGAUUUUAAAUCCACUUGGUAGAAUUAUGUCAUAUAGUUUAAUGUGGAUCAUCAUGCUUUUGCUAUUGAUUUUUUCUGUAUAUGAAAAAAAUCAAAUGUCUGUAUUUAGAAUAACUAAUAUGAUUCUGCUUUUUGUAUUUGUGCUGAUUUUUCAAAUAUCGAUUACUUUAUGGAAAAAAAUCAUGUACACUUACUGGAUCGUGUUGAUCUUCUUCACAAAAUCUAUUUUGAUUGUUACGUACAUCUAUCAAUUUGAUGGAUUUUCGGAACUGCCAUUUUAUAGUGCUAUUGGACUGCAGAAGUACGUGACAUCGGAGCUGUUUAUCAAAUUAAUUUCAUUGAGUACGAUAACAACUUUGAGUGGAAUUCAAGUCAACUAUUUGCAUGCUAAAUUUUUGAAGUAUUUUGAAAGCUGUGGAAAUUCAAAGAAAAUUGAAGACCAUGAGUAUAAAAAGGAUCACUUAAUUACUAAAAUGAAAGAACUGAUUGAAAGCUUCUUGCUGUUCCUUGAAAUUCAUUUCAUCAAGUUUUUAUAUUUUGGGAUAUUUUUUGCAGCAUGUGGUCGUAUUCAAAUUGUCAACGUCUCAAUUAUGAUGAUAUUAAGUAUUGGAGCCAUGUUUAGAGCUGAGAAAUUGAGGAAAUUAUUUUUGAUUGCAAUUUCAUUCAUGUCGAUGCUUUUUGUUGUCGGAAUUAUGCUUUAUGAAUUAGCUUCAUACUUUUUUCCUGAUAAGAUUGAACAGAAAGAUCAAUGCAUAAUUGAUAACAACCAAGAAGUUCUAUUUGUACUGAAAAACUUUACGGAAUGGUUUAAUGUAGAUCCACAGAAUUCAUUUUACCAGAAAAUAAGCUUUUAUUUUGGAAUCAUCGUUAUUUUGACUAUUUAUUGUGGCUUAAAAUUCAGACAAGAAUGCAAUCGAAAGAAAUUGUCACUGCCAAUAGAAACACCUUGUACAAUAUUUGGUUCCGAAAAAGUUGACAUCACAUAUUUUAUUAAAUUUUUAAUCGAUUAUGGAUAUCAAAACUUUGGAGUGGAACUGACUUUAUUUGGAUUUUUAAUCCUUAUGUUUUCAAGACUGGACUUUAUUUCAGUGUUUUAUGCACCAUUCUUUGUUAUUUUAACAUUCCUAAAACAGCGACAACUCAAAGUAUUUUGGAUAAUUACGACAGGCUUUGUGGCAUCUUCAGUCUUCCUUCAAUCUUUGAUUAUUGGAUUCUUCGUGAUGUUUAAAAAAUGUCACGCAUUUCAAUCAAGAAUGGAAAGAACAAUCUCACCAACUUCUAAAAUAUUGGGAAACCUGCAUGAGAAUCCAUGGAUAUUGAGUUAUGACUUUGCAUUACUGGUUAUUCUUGGAUGUCAACAUUUUCCAACUCCAAGCAAUUUCAAAAUGUCUAGUAUAUUCGAGCAUGAAGGAACACCUCUAUUCAAUAAUGUAAAAGAACUUCUGAAGAAAAUUGUGUUUAAGUGCCAUUUAUGGAUGAUGCUAACUUUAAUGUUUUUUAUUGGAACUAUACAUGCUCGAGUUUUUGCGUUGGGAUAUAUUACUGCAUCCUUUAUAUUCUUCUGGCAAGGAGCUGAUUUUUAUUCAAAACCUCUUAAAACUAUCAAGAAAUGGUGGAAUAUUCUAUUAAUUUACAAUGUCUGCGUGAUGUUGAUUCGAUACAGCAUAAAAGUCUUUGGAUGUCUAUUUAGAAAUGAAAUUCCGAUAAAUGUAUGCUGGAUUUUGAAGCUUCUUGACUUUCCUUGCUUUAUGACUGGCGAUGGAGAAUCUUUUUGUGGUGAUAUUUUUAAUCAAACAUUUUAUAUCACGGACGUUGCUUUAUUCUUCUUUAUUAUAUUCCAAAAACGAAUAUUUUUGAGUUCUUACUUCUUUGAUACUGUCUAUGACACAUACAUUACUAAUUUAUUGGCUGCACGAGGUGCUCAAAUUAUGGAAGAAAUCCGAAUUCAAGAAAUCACAACAGCAAUUGAUGAAGAGAACAAAAAUUUGGAUAUAAUUAAGAAAAAAAUGGAAAAAAUCACACAAUUAGCUACUGAAAAAAAUAUUCGAGAUGGAAAUAUCAAGAGUCAUGACAUUGCGGUCAGGAAUGGCGAUUAUUACAUGUUUGAGGAAGAUUUUCUUGAAGAAAUCGAAUUUACAGACAGAGAAAUCCCUCAAAAGUCAUUAAUGCUUUAUUUUGAGAAUGGUGAGAAUUCAAAGAAAGUGAGCAUCGAAACUGAAAGUACGACUGAAAAGUCUAAAGAAGUUGUAGAGAAUUUUCUUAAUAAAUCAAAAAACUUAACUUCAAAGUUAACAAAAUAUGUACUAAGCAUAUCUUACAAGUUACACAAACUCUCGAGAAAGCACACAUUAAUAAUUAAAGCUUUAGAUGAAGAAAGAAAGUUUUUAAAGGAGACGUUGGCUUCGAAAUCUGCACAUGACAUGAUCUAUACUCAUCUUAGCAAUGCUGCUGAAAGAUCGAGACACACUUAUGUGCUGAAGAAAAUUGAUGAAAAAUUUUGGAAAAACUCAAAUGUCAAGCUUUAUGAAGUUGUAAAGCCAGAAGAUGUGACUGUGAAGGAAUCUUUGUGCGAGAUUUUAUACAUAACACUCACACACACAGACUUGUUGAUUUAUAUGGUCAUUUUGAUUAAUCAGUGCUUUUAUGCCAACAUUCUGUCAAUAUGCUUGCCACUUUUAAUAUUUUUCUGGGCAACUUUAACAUUCCCACGUCCAAAGAAAACAUUUUGGAUUAUUUUAAUAGCUUAUACACAGUCAAUAAUUUUAUUAAAAUGUGUCUCACAAUUCAAUAUCAUUUGGUGGAACAAGAAUCAUCAUUUCGUGCAAAUGCUGGGAAUUGACAAUCGAAAUCAUUUUGUCUUUUACGAUUUAUUAUUACUGCUUGCACUAUUCAUCCAUCGAAGUGUUCAGAAAAUGUUUGGAAUCUGGAAUACUGAAGAAAAUGAAUUUUUGUCAGGAUCUUAUGAACUUGAUAAGAAGAAUAUUAAAACAAAUAAUUUAAUUAAGCUUAUACAAAAUAACAAGAUGGAAGUAAUGAGCGAUAAGAUUAAGAAUGAAGUUGAUGGAAGUACAAAUAAGCUGUUGGAUGAGUCUAGUUCCAAAAUAGUCAUGAAGAUUGAGGUUCAAGAUGCUCAACAGACUCAAGAAAGUGUUUUGAAGGAAGUGAUAAAGAGCAAGAAAGAAUUGUUGAAAGCAAAUGAAGCAAUUUUCAAUGAUAAUUUAGGAAAGUUGUCAAUUAUGAUAAAUCAAGGAGAUUCUACUAUCAAGAUCUAUCCAAUUGACCAAACAGACAUGACUAAAACAUAUAAAAUUAACGAAUUAGUGAUGGUUGAACAUGAACUUGAAGAUCCAAUCGAUUUCUAUGCAUCCGUAAUUCGCCUGUCAUUUGAGCAGUACUUUUCGUUGCUGAUUAAUUUUAUAAAAUUUUUGGUACCAAAACAUCACAUCCCACGGAAAUCUGUUGACGUCUACACGUUUUGUUUUCUAUGCGACUUUAUGAACUUCUUUGUGCUCCUUUUUGGUUUUAGUAAAUUUGCGAUUCAAUCAACAGACGACUCAAAGAGCAUACUAAAUUACUUUGAAGAAAACAAAGUUCCAACGUCUUUACUCUUCUUAAUCAUAAUGCAAUUUAUUGUAAUAAUAAUUGACAGAAUGCUAUAUUUACGUAAAAAUAUGAUUGGAAAAGUCAUUUUUCACUACAUCACGAUCAUCACCAUUCAUAGCUGGAUGUUUUUCAUUUUGCCUGUCAAAACAAAUCGAGCAUUUAAUGCAACAUCUCCGCCCAUACUGUUUUAUAUUAUAAAAUUUAUUUAUUUUCUACUGGCUGCGUAUCAAAUUCGUUGUGGAUAUCCGGCGAGAGUUUUGGGGAAUUUCCUAAUGCGACAAUUUAAUUUAUUGCAUUUAAUUGGAUUUAAAAUAUUUAUGGCAAUUCCAUUUCUAUUUGAACUAAGAACAUUGAUUGACUGGACAUUCAUAUCAACAUCAUUAAGCUUUGCUGAAUGGAUGAAAGUAGAGACAAUUUUUGCACAAGUAUUCCAAGUAAAAUGCAAUCGAGAAUUAGCAAAGAAUGCAAAACGUGGCGAAAAGAAAUCGUUGAAAUUAAAAAUUAUAUUAGGUGGUGGACUGACUUUAUUAAUAAUCGCUAUAAUUUGGUUUCCUUUACUGUUAUUCGCAUACAGUCCCUCACUUGGACAAAGUAAUGUUCCUAGGAGUGUUAAGGUUACAUUAAGGAUUGGAAAAUAUGAGCCAAUUUAUAAAAUUGACGUCCGAGCUGAACAAAUUAUUAAAUUUAAUAAGUCUGACUGGAAUAAAUUGACGAGAUUAUAUGAGAAGAAUCAACAAGCCAUUACAUUUUUAAAUGAUUUUGAUGAAGAUGACAUUAUGCUGGUUCAAAUGAGUGUCAGUGCUUCUGGAUUGUGGCAUAUAUCACCACCAAGUUUAAGGAGCAUGAUUGAUGAUUUGAAACAUGAAAAAUCUAUUGAUAUAACGGCUAGAUAUGAAAUUAAUGAUCUCGGAUAUUUAAAGGAUAAAGAAGCUUUUCAGAAAUUUCAUUAUACAAUAUCAAGCAAGACACAACGCAAACUUUUAAUUAACAUACUUCAAGGAAAUUCCACAAAUUCUGUGGUCAUUCCAAAGCUUUUACCUAAAUUUAUACACGUCAGCAGUACUGGAAAAGCUUCUAUAGUAGAGAAACUUGCAAUUAAAUCAAAUCAAAAUCGAGGAAGCAUGCGAGAUAUUGAGAUUAACAUGCAAACUGACGAAAUGGGAUUUAGUUGGUGGAAAGUUAAAGAAAAUUGCACCGAUGAUGAUUGCAAGGACUUAUUUUGGCAUGUUCCACAUCAUGACUGUGAUAAUCAUUUGAAUAUUUAUAUGUUUACUGACAAAUUAUUUCCAUCGGAAAUCAGUAGCUGGGCAGCUAAAGGAAUACUCGGUUUCUACAUCACUGUCGUCUUAGUUUGCUCAAGAAUCUUACGAUCAGCACUAAUGAAUUCAGGAACGGUGAAUAUGAUUGUUGAAGAACUUCCAAGUCCUGAUAAAAUACUAAAUUUAUGUAGAAAUAUUUAUAUGGUACGAGAAGCUAAGCAAUAUUCAUUAGAAGAAGAUCUAGUCGCUAAAUUAUUUUUCCUAUAUCGUUCACCUGAAACUCUUAUCAAAUGGACAAAAUAUAAAGAAUCUUAAGUUGAAUAAUAAAAUAUUUAUAAAUUAUUCCUGUUAAUUUGCAGUUCACAUAGUCUAAUUUAUUUUUAAUACAAAGAUAAUAAUUUUAAAGUCAGCCAAAAUGGAUAAUAAAGAGAGUGUCGUUUUUUUUUUGUUGUAAAAGUCACCAAAAUGAACAAGUUAUCAGCCAUUCACCGUUCAAAAUGAUGAGGUGGUUUAGUUCUUGAGAUCAUUAAUUAUUUUUGUUUAAUUUAUCGUCCGAAUCUCAUGUGACCAUAGUCAUCAAACCCGUCCUCACCAACUCCACGCUUUCCAAAUCUAUAAUAUUUAACAUUUUAACUAAGGUACAAGAUCCAGUGGACUCAAAACUCACCUCAUAUGUCCAUAAUCAUCAAAUCUCUUCUCCAUAUCGUUUAUCACAUCGUCAAAUUCCACGUCAUUUUGAAAGUCUUUCUUAUAGAAAUUUACAGGUUUAAGUCUUCGUGCUGGAUAUGCUCUCAUCUGCCAUGGUCGUUUCUGUAAUUCAUUGGGUGCAGGUGCUGUCUGUUCUGAGGAUGAUGACAACUUUGCAUGAGCUCCACUAAUCAAAAAUGAGUAAGCCAACAAAAAUGUGAAGGAUGUGAUGACUGUUAAACUUAAAUAUCCCAUUUUAUUUAAUUCUUCUGUCUGAGUUAUCCUUUACUGUUCUAUUUCACUUGCUUGCUCUUAUCAGACUGACUUGAUGUAUGGUGAUGCACUGCGUUUUAUAUAUUUUUCACUUGUAUUGAUUGUGAUGUCAUGACUGAAUCUGCCUUUUUUUUAAUAUUCAUAGUGCAUUAUUGGAUGUUAUUGGAGGAAGGAGCAAACAGAUGUCAAAAUUGAUUACUUAUUUACUUGAUCUCGCGCGAUUUUUCUUCGUCGGAAUUUACUCGUUGUUGUUUCCGAUUUGUGUGCAAAUUAUAGAUGUAUGGAUUAAAAAUAAGCUUAAGGAUUAAGGAUUCUAUAAAAAAUUAAAAUUGUAG